Messenger RNA from Mauremys mutica (yellowpond turtle), 1571 nucleotides. Its product is annotated as zinc finger protein 641-like. Lineage: Eukaryota; Metazoa; Chordata; Testudines; Geoemydidae. The coding region runs from base 18 to 365 and encodes 115 amino acids. Gene Ontology annotation, biological process: regulation of DNA-templated transcription. The record is from RefSeq and is a predicted model, not a curated record. The transcript has 3 exons.
CCCUCUACAGGGACGUCAUGCAGGAAAACUACGAGACAGUGACCUCACUGGGAUUCCCCCUUCCCAAACCUGAGCUGAUUGUCCAGCUGGAACGAGGCGAAGAGCCAUGGGUGCCCGAUCUCCGGCCCUGCAAGGAAAGAAGGCUUUCUAGAUGCCCCCAUACAGGUCCGUUGUGGGUCCCUGCCAAAAAUGUGCGACCGUGGCACGAUGACGUGGCAUCAAAGCCUCAAGAACCCGAUAUCCAACUUCAAUCUGACCCUAACAGAGACCUUUCCAGCGUGCCAAGCCACAAAGACGGCACCAAAGGUUACCUGGGGGCAGGUGAAACGACUGGCGCAGCAGGCUCAGCAAAUGCUGGAGAAUAACAAGGCCAAGCCUACCCCCGAGAAAUUUACUGCUGUUAUUUUUGCUUGUUUGAUUGCUAAUUCUUUUACCAUAUUGUUGUGUUGUUUUUGUGUGUUACCGGCUAGGGCCGAAUUUGAAUAGCAUAGCCGCAUGUGUUAUAAUAUGUGGGCUCGACUUGUGAUCCUUGCCUAUUAAUUUUGCUUUUGUUUACAGCAGGCCCCUGAGAUGCAUGGCUUGUUAGGCACCUGCCUGGUCCCAGUAUGUAAGGCACCGGGCAGUGCUGCACAUGCAACGGGGAUGUUUAAUUUUAUAAAUUCCAUAUUAGAUAAUAGAGCGGUAAUUGAUUACCUGCUAUUGCUUAGCCAUGUGGGAUGUGAGGAGGUAUAUGGCAUGUGUUGUUUUAAUCUGACAGACAAUUUUAAACGGAUUCAUGCACACAUAGAUAACCUCCAAGAAUUGGCACAACACAUUCAGCAGGACAGGAACCCACCAUGGUGGGAUGACCUUUGGGCGUGGAUGCCAUCCAUGGGAUGGGUCCGAACUGUUUUGCAAUAUGCUUUGAUUGUUAUCGCCUGCUUGAUUGGUUUUUGUUGCUUUGCUCAGUGUAUUCCUAAUAAUAUUAGGAUGUGCUUUACACCCUGUAGGCGCAAACCCCUGCCUACAUUCCAAGCCGUCAUGUAUGCCCAUAGAAUCAUGAAACAUGCGGACCAGGCACGGGUCGACAAAACAGAAAAGGAGGGGAUGUAGGAAUGUUACACUUCUCAAGCGCUAAGGGGGUUGGAAUGCCGCCCCCGGAUUUAGAGCGGCUGAAGUGAUUCCCACACCUCCACACUCCCGAUCAGGAGACUCACUGAUAAAGCGCCGACCAGGUGCAUACUUCGGGAGUACACAAUGCAUAAGGCACCAAUCAGGGGAGGGGGCGAAGUAGUUGGAUUAUGUUAGCACAUGCGCAUAAUAGCAUGAUUUAUGUAACCACUUAUAAUAAAUAGACGUGGACAGCCCCGUUGGGGGCGGCUCCACGGCACUCCACCGGAACAGACUGACUGACUUGGCUUCAUUCAUUACUACAAUCCCUAUAUUGAAAAUUGGUAGAAAACUUUGUAUCAAAUGUUAUAGCCCCUAAGGAUAGUAUAGUUAAAGUAAAAGAAACAUGUGCCUUUUUGCUAGAAGUAGAAUAAGAUCUCCCCCCCACUCUGUAAUCAAUUGCCCUAUUGACUGAAUGAGGU